CACUAAGUUUGGAGUGUGCACAUAUUGCAAACAUGAAUCUGCAUAUUCUCAGCAGCCAGGGACAGUGCAUAUAGAGGAUAUCUUCAUACAUAUAAAGGUUAUCGGGGCCCAUUCGAAAAAACACCAGCUGAACAGCAUGCAUUUGAUGCUGCCAAUGAAAAGGCUUGCCUAGGAUGUCAUCCCUCAGCUAUACAUAGCAAACUCAAAGCUCCUUACAGAGAAACCUCUUACCAGUCACUUUCCACAAAUGGUGCAUGCACCUAAAAGUACUUAGUCAAAAUCCUUCAGAGGUAUUUAAUGCAAAAGCAGUUAGUCUGUGGUGUUGUUUAGAAGCCUGCACGCACCACCAGCAAGGAGGAAGUGCAGGGCAGCUGUAGCACAGCGCUUGGGCUAGUUUCUCAUUUUAUUUCAACCAGGCUCUGCCACCCCAAGAGCUUGUCAAGAUGUGUGACAUGGGGGGGCUUGACAACCUGAUUGCCAACACAGCCUAUCUGCAGGCAAGGAAGAGUGGAGAUGGAGACACAAAGGAGAUGCAAAAGAGACGUAGGAGCCUCUCGCUGCCCAAGGUUGAUCAGUGCAGAGAUGUUAGACAGUCCAUUGUUGCUGAUUAUGACAACAUCUGUGAGCAGCAGCCCAUUGGCAAGAGAUUCUUCAGAGACUUCUUAGAGACAGUGCCAGAAUAUUUGGUAGCUAAGGACUUCCUGGAUGAGGUGUCAAACUGGGAGUUGGCAGAGGACAAUGUCAAGAGCAGUACCAUGGAGAAUAUGAUCACCAAUUUUCUUAAGACAGGCUCCAAAAACUAUCUGGCUUUCAUGAGCUCUGACUUGGCCAGCAAAUGCCAGGCAGCUACUGCAAAUGACUAUGAGAAUGUUGUGCAGAUGGCCAAGGAGGAAACCAAGCUCUUCCUUAAAGGCAAGCCGUUCCAGGACUUCCAGACCAGCCCCUUCUAUGACAAAUUCCUCCAAUGGAAAGUUUUUGAGAAGCAACCAGUAACUGAAAAAUACUUCUAUGAGUUCCGAGUGCUGGGCAAAGGUGGCUUUGGAGAGGUUUGUGCCAUCCAGGUGAAAAAUACUGGCAAGAUGUAUGCCUGCAAGAAACUGGAUAAGAAGAGGUUGAAAAAGAAAGGUGGAGAGAAGAUGGCAUUACUGGAGAAAGAGAUCCUGGAGAAGGUCAACAGCCCUUUCAUAGUCACACUAGCUUAUGCCUAUGAGAGCAAAAGCCAUCUAUGUCUUGUUAUGAGCCUCAUGAAUGGAGGGGAUUUGAAGUACCACAUCUACAAUGUAGGAGAAAGGGGUUUGGAAAUGAAGAGGGUCAUCUAUUACUCAGCUCAGAUCACUUGCGGGAUUCUGCAUCUCCAUUCUAUCAAGAUUGUGUACCGGGACAUGAAACCAGAAAAUGUCCUCCUGGAUGAUAACGGCAAUUGCAGACUGUCUGAUCUUGGAUUGGCAGUGCAAGUCAAAGAGGGAAAAAGCAUCACUCAGAGGGCUGGGACAAAUGGUUACAUGGCUCCGGAAAUCCUGAAGGAAGAAGAUUACAGCUAUCCUGUGGACUGGUUUGCAAUGGGGUGUAGUAUUUACGAGAUGGUCGCUGGGCGAACACCAUUCAAGGAUUUCAAAGAAAAGGUCGAUAAGGAUGAGGUUAAAAGAAGAACUCUGGAAGAUGAAGUGAAAUUUGAACAUGCCAACUUUACAGAGGAAACCAAAGAUAUUUGCCGGCUGUUUUUGGCUAAGAAAAAGGAGAGUCGUUUAGGAAGCAGAAAUGAAGAUGAUGACCCAAGAAAACAUAGUUUCUUCAAAACGAUAAAUUUUCACAGGCUAGAGGCAAACCUUAUUGACCCUCCAUUUGUGCCAGAUCCAUCAGUUGUCUAUGCCAAAGAUGUUACAGACAUUGCUGACUUCUCUGAAAUACGAGGAGUUGAGUUUGAUGACAAAGAUAAGCAGUUCUUCAAAAAGUUUGCAACAGGGGCUGUCCCUGUAGCCUGGCAGGAAGAAAUUAUUGAAACAGGACUGUUUGAAGAACUGAAUGAUCCUAACAGAGUAGAUUCUGGGGGUUACGCAAAUGGAGGCGAAGCUAAGUCAGGAGUUUGUUUGUUGUUGUAAAUACCACAUUGUUAACAAAAAAGAGUAGCACCCACGUCAGAACUUUCCAUGUUCUGGCAUUGUUUCAGAAACUCAGUGGAUCUGUUUAAGAAGAACCAAUCAGUGUAAUAUAACAUUGGCACGCUUUGUAGGACUACCAGCUGUAUAGACUAUAUUAUUUUCCUUUGCUGUAACAAAAAAGAUCGUAUUUUUUGUUUUAUUGGAGAUUUACCAAGAUGAAGCACAAUAUUUCUCCAAGAAACUUAGAAUAAUAGAAAUUCAGAAAUACAAAAAGCAAUCAUAAAGUGAAGAGGCAACACCUUUUGAAAAUUACUGACUACCAUUUUGGAUACAACGAUUUGCUGGUUUUCUUUGUAUUUUCUUGUUAUUUCUACUAACAUUUCCUCUUUCUUCCACAGUUUUCAGAAAAGAUUUUUAAUUUUUAAGUAAUAUUCACAGUUAGACAAUGGAGCUCAUAUACCAUGUCAAAUGUGGAAUCUUACUGGUUAGCCAGACUGUCUGUUGUUUUCUUAAUUUCUGUUAGUUUUUGGAUGAUUUGUUUGUAGUAUGUUCAAAUUGUCAUAAAAUGUAACAGAAGGCUCUACAUAUCACUAGGAAAUAAAACUGACAGGCUCAAACUGUUCAAAGUUGAUUUUAACAGUGACAGUAAGAUUGCACCAAUUUAAUUGAAUAAAGAAUUUAUUUAUUAUUGUCUAUUCUUUUAAGUUGUAAUACCAUAUACAAAGAAAAUGUGUUUAUAAGUAAAUACACAUUAUUUUUGACAAUCAAUUUUAAACUUUUAUUAGGUUUCCUGAUAAUUUUUGAUGAUAUUUUUAUCAUAAAUUAAGCUAUAAACAGACAAAAACAAUUUUUAACUGGCUUUUUACAAGACAUGUAUUUCAGUGCAAUAUAAAUUUUAAUUCAGUAGUUGCAAAAUGUGUUAAGUGCUGUAGUGGUGGAAAGGUUAUGUGUGCAAAUUGACACUAUCUUUAAAUGUUUAUUGAUUCUUAUGAAAAUGUUGAUGUAUUUUAUUUUUCAAUUUCAUGGCAACCUAAAUUGAGUUAAUUGGAAACAUUUCUGCAAGUACUUGCUGCUGCUGAAGAUACUCAUAAGAUGCAUCCUGCUGAUUUUCUGCGAUAAGAAAAUUGGUGGUAGUUGUUUGCAACAACUUUUAAAACUGAUUCUGCAUGCUGUUUGCUGUAGUCCACGUAGCCAUUAUUUCCAUUGCCCAAAGUGGAAGCUGAAACCGCUCCAAAAGAACACACAUCUGCCCUCCAUUACAGUUUGGUGAGACCAGUUAGUGCUAGUGGCAUCAAAUUUAUGUCCCAAAUUGGUACACCUCAAAUCCAUAGAAAUGCCAUUUUACAGUCCUCCAGAGCCAUAAGGCAUUGCUGUGAAAUAGCUGUAUGUUUUCCAGUGCAUAACUAAUUUUCAGUGUAUACAUGUUCCCAUAUGGAUAAAGGUUAUGUAUAGACAGAAACGGAAUUUAAUGUCAUGUCAGAAUCAUAUAUCCCAUAUGAUACCAGGUGUUGCAAGUCUGGGUUUUUCCAAAUGUAUUGCAAUACUGAGAUCUGUGAUUUCAGGACAUCAUAUGCACAGAACAUUAGGUUAUUUAGUUUUAGAACCCAAAGUCCUGUUGGGAUUUAUUGACACUGUAUAUCAGUGAGAUACUGUAAUGUUAAGUGUUCCAUUAAUCAUUCAGAGAAACACAUCACAAGUCUGAUAAUGCAGUUUGGCACAGUGUAUGACAAAGAAGAAUGUAUUAGUUUGAAAUCAUUUUAAUUUUCAGAAAUUUUCUAUUUCAGAACAUGGACAACUGCUGUUUGCACUAUGAAGAGAGAGAGCAGAGCAAAGAUUAUGUCUGUAUUUCUGUUAGCAUUUUGAGUGUGUGACUCAAACAUUCUUUUAAACUUUUAAGGAAUAUGUUCGGUCAGAAUGGUCGACUUGUUCUUCCUGUCUCUGUAAAGUUCUUUGUUAAAUUUUCAGGAAGAUAUUUUAACAUCCUGCUUCACUUCAACAAAACAAUGCCAGCGAUCCUAAAAGAUGUACGCAUUUGCUGAAUUGUCCUAUUGCAGUAUAUGAUGCUCCUCAAUGUGAGUAAAUUUAAAUAUAUAUAUGCAAGUGUUCAAGAUCAGAGCCCAAGUGAAAAGUAUUGACCAAGUCAUUAGAUGUUCAUGAUGAAAAAUGAGGGAUGAAGUUGUGGGAGAAUAACCUUGUGGUUGUGGCAUACUUAGUUCUCUUGGCAAAAGAAAAAUGUGUAAUUUGAAACUGUUAUUUUUUUCUUCUGGCUGUCUCUUUCUCCUUUGCCAGCUUUGUGGUGUCUCACUUGCCUGCCUCUUUUUCAGGCAGCUAAAAUGCAUUCAAGUGUUAAUGUAAUCUAAAAAACUAAAUUGUGAACUCUAUUGCAUUAAAUGUCAUCUGUGAAACGUUACUGAGUGCCCUGGCCAUUCUGUAGUGAUUGUACUAACAGUUCUGUCUUUCUUACUCUGUUUUACUUAGUACUGCUGUUAGAACUACUUGGUAAUUUUAAUUGUAGAAGGCUGAAAUGUAACAUUCAUAAGGGCUUGAAAUCUGUUCUUACAAGAACACCAUUUAAAGUACCCUAGACAACACUGAAGAAAGGCUGCUGGCGCUGAGAGUGUAUGAAAGGAGAAGCUUUACAAUAUAUCUCGAGUCCAAAUUUUAUUUGAUACCGUCCCUGUUACCCUUACCAAUACCCCUCCAAUUCUAAUGAGCAUAAAGAGACAAAAUGAGGUUUAAUAUUAACCUGGUGAAGUCAUUGUUCACAAAGAUUAUCAGUGGCAAUAAAGCUGUAGCUGUUUUAUCUUCACUUGUAUCAUGGCAAAGGCUUAUUUAGUCAAUAAACACCUUGUGUUGCAGCAAUUAGUUUGCUUUUCUAUUCCAGUACAAAAUAGAGAUAGUAAUUAGAACCUGUGUGCAAUUUCCAGGCUAUCAAGUAGCAUCUGUAUGGCAACUUUACAUUAAUUUAAGAGCCUCUUAGCAAACAUAAUACUUGAGACAGCUAUUUCUUCAGCCAUAAACAAAUGAGAAUACAGAAAGCAAAAUAGAACUAGGACACGAUCUCCAGUUAGAGCAUGUAAUUGCCUGUAAUUGUGCAGUGUAUCUAUAAAGUGAUGUGUGGGUUUUUAUGCUUUUAAUAUCAGCAUUGGUUUUUACUAAUAAAAUGUUCAUAAUAUUGUAAUUAAACAUUAUUGCUUUUACAGCUUCUAAUGGUACAUAUGUAACAUUUUUCUGACCUGAACAUCCACAUCUAUGAUUAAGGCAAGUAAGUAUGCUCAUGUCAUUUACCUUAAAAAGUAUAAAUUGCUUCUUUUAGGCUAUGAUAGUAAUUUUUAUCUUUUUAUCAUAAGAUUUUUAAUAACAAAAGAUUUAAAUUCCUUCAAUCUAUUUAUGAACUAAUGAAAUGCAGAAAAAUAUUUUAUAUGUAGUGUUUUUCUCUACAAUAGGAUUUAAAUUAAGAAUUAAGAUCUUAGCAGCUAUGGCUCAUAGCAAUACAGAAGCACUGAAAAUCCUGCCAGUUCUGGGACUUAUCCUAAAAGCCAAGCAAACACAUCAAUUUUGAAAUCUAUGGAUAGCAGAAAUUACUUGCUUUCUGUAGAUGAGACCUGACACUUGUAAUGCUAUGGAUAAGGGUCACCUCUGAUCAUUGUGGCUUAGGGGAGUACAUUUGAAACAUUGCAUUAUGAUAGCCCUAGGGAGUUUUACAGACACAUUAAGGAAUAUAUGGACAGAAGGUGAAAACAAAUGCAAUUAAGCAUACAACUUUUUAUCAGGCACUGCAUUAUUACAGCAAGUAACACAAAUCUAGUAUUUCAUUUUAAAAAGAUUAGUGUUAUAAAACGAUUGUUUGAUAUUUCUCUGACUUCAUUUAUAUAACUGAGCAGAGGUAGUGUAAAAUUCUUACCAGUUACCCCUCUGCAUGUGCAAAAAUGUGAAUAAAUACUUAGUGUUUAUAAGGGAGUGGAAAUCUUUUAGGCAUCUCUUGCCUGGAGAAGAGGAAGACCAAGAACACAGAGGGGUGUUACUGUGUCUCUUGCAGUGAAAGUAUCUACGCCCAUGGGAAAAUACAGCUGGUGACACCUGUAGGUAGCAUCAUUCACACCGUUCUCUUGAAUUAAUUCCCUUUUUAUGAUGUAGUAUGUUGUUCUUGCAUUCAUUCCACAUCUGUACCCUCCUGUCACCUCCAGAAGGCUAGCACAAUUCUCAGUGAAGUAACUUUAGCCUUUAGGGAAGCAAUGUUAAUUCUGUAGCUUGGACAGAAAAGUUGCCAUAAAGAAUAGCUGUCAGCACCGUUUUCAGCCAAGAGUUACUCCAAGUGUUGAAAUGCUUUUUCAGGGCGAACAUGGGAAAAAACCAUGAUUCUCUUUGAAAGGGCUUUGGAUUUGUUAGUUCUGUUACUUUUCCUCUGACAACUUCGGGGCAGCUUCAGUGGUUAAUUUCUCCCUUUCCCUUUGACCAAGUGCAAGUGCAGUCUGUUUUAGUAGUUAUUUUAUACUGUUUGUGCUCUUUGUCCAUGCUUUUCAAUGUCUGAGCUUUGUCAGUAAACCACUUUCUUCCAAGUGUUUUGUUUUCUGAUUACACCAACAUGGUGCUAUUGCAAUGUGUGGUAGAAUGACUUCUGAAAAAAGAAAUUUUUUUGUUUUCUUCUGUACAUAAUCGUUACUUGAAGCUAAACAUAAGUAAUUAAUUUUGACGUGUGUUUUAUCAGAGUUCUUCUUCACCAAACCUACAUGUUGGUCUAUAUGAUUCAUUCAAGUUGUUCUGACAGUUACAUUUUACAGAGUGGAAAGAUACAGUGAGACUGAAUGAGGCACUGUAUACAUGCCCUUAUGAUGGGAGUUCCUAAUGAUGAAUGUUUCCGUGAUUCAUGUUUUUAUAAAGAAUGCCAAAGGGAUGACUAUGGAUAUCUCAGUUGUCAUAACUUGUAGUUCAGUUAACAAUAGUGGAGUGACUGUUUAAAAAAACAGCUAUUGUACAGGAAUGUUCAGUUAUGUUUGCUUUGCAAGACUUCAUGUAAGCAUGACAUGGGAUGUGCUAGACAUGUCUCGUGACUUUUGAAUCACUGUGGUAAAAGGUCUGCUGCAAGUAAGAACGGAUUUGUUAAUCAGUCCUGCCUGAAAGCAUUCCUACAGUAAUAUAUACUAGUCUGACUGAACACCUUUUGAACAGCAGUGAAAGCUUUCUUUAAUCUGCAUUGCUAGUCUGCAGUGCCUGCUUACAUGUCAGUCUAUGGAAGUGCAUUGAUGGAAUUACAGAGAGAAAUUGUUCUGAUAUCCUGGACUUCUCAGGAGAAUGUAGAGCAGAGCCUAUUGCCGUAGUGGUUGCUUCUGAGGGCUUGAGCUCAUUUCUGACAUCAGCAUGUAAAUCAGAAGUGGCUUUAGUAAUAUGAAAGUGGAGAAAAGUCAUGUUAUAUGAUGCAUUAAGUCAGUUCAGUCAAACAAAAGUUCCUAACGGGAACUUUCUCUCUAGGUCAAAUGACAGUAGAGCUAUUUCUUGAUAUAAAGGGAUGAUCAGAGUGGAACUGGUGAGAAAGUGUCUGCCACAAUAUCAAUCAGGGCGGUUCCUAAAGGAAUCCUGUUUGUGCACAUUGAAGGAAUUAAAUUUGUAGUAAGAGGGAUGGCCAAUUUUUGUCAUUAUUGGUAACAACAACAUCGUGGUCAUAAAGAGGAAUCACUGGUACCAGUUACCAGUUUAGCCUGUUGCUCUGUAAUAAACUGGAGAGAGGUGCCUGAUUUACAAACAAGCCCGAAAGAAUUUUGCUUCUGUUUCCAAAACAUAAUACCAACAGGAUAUCAUGAACAACAGGAGGAAACUGUUGAACUCAUACAGAAGGCCAGUUGACAGAAGAGUAAUCUCAAACAUGGUUUCUGGAAGCUAGCAUCAAACUGAAGAGCUAUCAGAGGACACGUGCAUUAAAAAAAUUAAGGAAUUGCAUUAAGAAGGAUGAACUCUCUGAGAUUCCAUAGCUGUAUUGCACAACUGCAUCUUUUCAUCCUGUAUAGAGGAAGAAAUUAGAAAGUGUGCUCUGUACUAAAUGGUAAGGAUACUUCAUAUGCUGCUUAAAAUAAUCAGAUAAUGGUAUAUUGUCUGAUACAACCUAGGAGUCAGUAGUUUCUCAUGCUUUCAUCUUAGUAUAAGAUGAAAUUCUCUCCUAAUGAGAAUCCUUCUCUGUUAAAUGAAACAAUGGAUACUGGUUUUCCUGAGUUCCCACCCCUUUCCUCCCCAGGUGAUUUUUCUGAUUUCUUCUGCUCACGUUUUUGCUUCUCUCCCCAUCUUUCUGUGUCAAUGCUAAAUCAAAAUGUUGCAUUCUUUUUGAUGUGAAUGAAAAUGUGGUGACAGAUGCUGGAUGAAAAGUCCUGUAACUCAUGAAUUCAUAAUCCACCAUCUACUACACAGCAGAACUAAACCCAAAUACAUACUCUUAUAUUCAGUCCUUCUAAAUACUCUUAUGUUAGUUACACUAGUUCCAGGCAGGGAAAAUAAUACUGGUCCCAGGCAGGGAAAAGAAUAAAGAAAUGGAUGAUGUCUUUAGAAUUUUCCAUAUGCCUUGUGCAGAGAAUAGUGGAUCAAGUGUUUUAAACAAAGGAGGGAAGGAAACUUUGAUUUCUUGCCAAGAGAUUGAAACCUCCUGAUCUCUUACCAAGCUAGUUUAUUUUGUUGCCAACAGUUUCCUCACCUUAAAAAGCUUCUUUUCCUCUGUGAAACUAACAGCAGUGAAAGAAACAGUCUCUGCAGAAUGGCAACAUGGUAAAUAUCUGUUCCACUUAAUACGAAGACAGAGUCACAUUCAAAUUUAGAUACAGGACCAGAAAACACAGGCAGUACCAGGUGCAAGGCUGUCCUCAAAUAGUUCCUGACCAAAUUUUACUUUUUUUUUUUUUCUGUUAAGUACAUGAAAGUUGCUGUCUUUGGGAAUGUUGAUCUCCUACUGCACAAAAAUUAUUUAACUGCCUUUGCUAUUGAAUAAAUCCUGAUUUUCAGGA
This is a messenger RNA of Pezoporus flaviventris, 9082 nucleotides long. RefSeq names its product G protein-coupled receptor kinase 7 (gene GRK7). Gene Ontology annotation, cellular component: cytoplasm. Gene Ontology annotation, molecular function: ATP binding; rhodopsin kinase activity. The transcript is spliced from 4 exons. The record is from RefSeq and is a predicted model, not a curated record. NCBI's taxonomy places the organism in Eukaryota, Metazoa, Chordata, Aves, Psittaciformes, Psittacidae. Gene Ontology annotation, biological process: regulation of signal transduction; protein phosphorylation; signal transduction. Bases 444 to 2099 code for a protein of 551 amino acids.